Messenger RNA from Papaver somniferum (opium poppy), 1686 nucleotides. Its product is annotated as probable GABA transporter 2. The transcript is spliced from 7 exons. Lineage: Eukaryota; Viridiplantae; Streptophyta; Magnoliopsida; Ranunculales; Papaveraceae. Bases 254 to 1618 code for a protein of 454 amino acids. Gene Ontology annotation, cellular component: plasma membrane. The record is from RefSeq and is a predicted model, not a curated record.
UCAUCAUGCUCUCCUAUUUCAUUCCAAACAAAGUAGUCUUUCCCCAAUAUGAAAGCAAAGACUUGAUGAGCAAUAAAAAAGUGCUAACCGGCACUCCCCACUAGCCAGAAAGUUCUUCCAUCUCCUCCCCAUCUUUUAUAAAACCGCCCAAAAAUCCUAAACAAACUCGUAUCCAACCAAAACUACCAUCCUUCUUCUUCUGUCAUGAUCAUCUCUAUCUUCCUCUGAUAGAAAACCUUUCUUUCUAUCUCCCAUGGCAUCAAAACCAAACGGAAAUCCAAUCACCGGAAUGACCAACGACCGAGAACAUGACGGUGGAGCCAUAUUCGUGUUGGAAUCCAAAGGGAAUUGGUGGCAUACGGGGUUUCAUCUGACGACGGCGAUCGUCGGACCGACGAUACUAGCGUUGCCGUAUGUGUUCAGAGGAUUAGGAUGGAUAUUAGGAUUCUUUUGCUUGACGGUGAUGGGUGUUGUCACCUUCUAUUCAUAUUAUCUCAUGUCUAAAGUUCUUGAGCUGUGUGAAAAUCAAGGUCGCCGGCAUAUCAGAUUCCGUGAGCUUGCUUCUGACGUUCUCGGGUCUGGGGGUAUGUUUUACUUUGUGAUAUUUAUUCAAACGGCUAUAAACACUGGGAUAACUAUCGGAACUAUCUUGCUGUCAGCUGACUCUAUCAAGAUUUUAUAUUCAAAUUUAGUUCCGGAUGGGCCAUUGAAGUUGUAUCAUUUCAUAAUGAUGGUUACUUUUGUGAUGAUACUUCUUUCGCAACUUCCUUCUUUCCAUUCACUUCGUUACAUCAAUUUUGGUUCUCUUCUCCUCAGUCUGGGGUACACUUCUCUUGUUGUUGGUGCUUGUAUUCAUGCAGGGUCUUCCAAAACUGCACCUCCAAAGGAUUACUCAUUGAACCCAAAGAAAUCAACUAGAGCAUUUGAUGCCUUCACAUCCAUAUCCAUCAUUGCUGCAAUUUUUGGAAAUGGAAUAUUUCCAGAGAUACAAGCAACAAUGGCACCACCAGCAACAGGAAAGAUGGUGAAAGGUCUAUUAAUGUGUUACACUGUCAUAGUCCUUACUUUUUAUUCAGCUUCCAUCUCAGGAUACUGGGCCUUUGGAAGUCAGUCUGCUUCCAACGUUCUCAAGAACUUACUGCCAGAUGAUGGCCCUGCUUUAGCUCCUACUUGGGUGAUGGGACUUAUCGUUAUAUUCGUUAUCCUUCAACUCCUCGCAAUCGGACUGGUGUAUUCACAGGUUGCAUAUGAGAUUAUGGAGACACAAUCAGCUAAUGUGAAAGAAGGGAUGUACUCAAAGAGAAAUUUAAUACCUAGGUUACUACUAAGAUCAUUGUACAUGAUAGUCUGUGCAUUUUUCGCGGCAAUGUUACCCUUCUUUGGAGAUAUCAAUGGUAUAGUCGGCGCAAUUGGAUUCAUCCCAUUAGAUUUCGUACUUCCAAUGCUUUUGUAUAAUAUGACUCACAAACCAACAAAAACAUCGCUAACAUAUUGGAUAAACAUCAGUAUUAUGGUUGUAUUUACCGGUGCAGGUAUCAUGGGUACUUUCUCUUCUGUAAGAAAAUUGGUUCUUGAUGCCAACAGGUUUAAGCUCUUCAGCAGUGAUGUAGUUGAUUAAAGAUUUGAUAAUGUAACACGGUUUGUACUUGUUGUUCAUGAAAGUAACCUUACAUGUCAAUUUUCACU